AGAAAGGAGCAGGUCCUAGGUUUGCGUAGUCUGAAGUAGCCGUUCUUUAUUUUGCUCAGAAGGAGCAUUGUUUCACUAUCACCACAUCCAGAGGGCCUCACCGUGAUGGUGAGAGGUCGGGACCAAGUUUCAGAAAAGAUAGCUAUACAUUCAACCUUCUCUAUACUUUCCCAAAAGGAACAGAAAAAGAACAAAUCCCAGGGAUCAAUUUCAUUUGAGGACGUGACUGUGAACUUUACCCAGGAGGAGUGGGGUCAACUUGACCCUGAUCAGAGGACCUUGUACAGGGAUGUGAUGUUGGAGAACGAUGGCUUCUUCAUCUCACUGGGACAUUCCAUUACCAAACCAGAGGAGAUCUUCAAGUUAGAGCAAGGAGCAUCAUGGAUAUCAGAGGAGGAGUUUGCAAACCAGUGUUACCUACGUGAGCAAUCCAGGGAAAUUAGAUUCCAGGUUGUUGUUUCAGGUAUAGGCAUCUUCAGAGUGUUUUCAAGACCUUCUUUCAAGAGACUCUGUUUAGAAGUGACUAAGGAUUGGGAAAACUUUCUACCAGAACUCAGCCCUCCGUCAACAUCAGAGAACACACACAGGGGAGAAGCCUUAAAAUGUAGUGAAUGUGGAAAAUCUUUCUCCCAAAAGUCAGACCUGACUGUGCAUCAGAGAUCUCACACUGGAGAAAAACCUUGUAAAUGUAAUGAGUGUGACAAAUCCUUCAGUAUAAAGUCAAAACUCAAUGUACAGGAGAGAAUACACUCAGGGGAGAAGUCUUAUGAAUGUAGUGAACGUGGGAAUAUGUAUUAUAUGAAGUCAACCCUCAGUAAACAUCAAAGACUUCAUACAGGGAGAGUACAUGAAUGCAAUGAAUGUAGGAAGACCUUCUGUGGGAAGUCAGUUCUUCUUAAACAUCAGAGAACUCACACAGGGGAGAAACCUUAUGAAUGUGUAGAAUGUAGGAAAACCUUUUCUGAGAAGUCAACCCUCAGUAAACAUCAGAGGAUUCAUACUGGGGAGAAACCCUUUGAAUGUAACAAAUGUGGGAAGGCAUUUUGCCAGAAGUCCCACCUUAUUCAACAUCAGAGGAUUCACACAGGGGAUAAACCCUAUGAAUGUAAAGAAUGUGGGAGAACAUUUUGCCAGAAGGCAUCCCUCAAUGUACAUCAGUGAACACACAUGGGAGAGAAGCCCUUUGAAUGCAACGAAUGUGGAAAAUCUUUCUAUGAUAGUUCGACCCUCAUUAAACGUAAGAGAAUUCACUCAGGGGAGAAACCCUAUAUAAUGUAUGAAUGUGGGAAGACCUUCAGCCACAAACCAAAUCUCACCACACAUCAGAGAAUACACAUAGAAGAGAAACACUGUAAAGAUGGAUGUGUGAAACCAUCUUGCUGUAACUCAGAACUGUUGGCCCGACAGUAUAUCCAUAUGGAUAUAUCCAUAUCCCUCCCUCCCUGUGGUUGUAAUGAAUGUGGGAAGUCCUACCAGAAGUCAGCCUUCAUAGAACUCACACACAAUAGAUACCUGGCAAUGCUUUUACCAAACUGGACACAGAGCAAGUCUUUAUCUCUCAGCUGCUGUUGCAUCCAGGUGGGACAGUAUGCAUGAGAGCUAGCCAAUGGGAUGUGAGCAUAAUGAGGUAAUUCACUUGUAGGUCUGACACAUAAAGGCCCCCACGGCAAUUCUUCGUGUUCUCUCUUCUCUAUGGGGUAGGACGUAGAAAGCCUUCUGUUGAGGAGUCAGCACACACUGUGUGUUAGUGAACUCACACAAGAGUAGAAACAUCACCUUGAUGUUUAGAAACCUAAUCCAUAAAUGAAACUUACUGUCACUGGAGAAUCCAAACUGAGAAACCCAGAGAUCACAACAAAUUUAGAAAAGCCUUUCUGAAAAGGUUAUUAUCUCAUUGAACCUCAGGUAAAUAAUAGUAGACUGAAACCUUAUAAAUACAUGGUUUUCUGAAAGUUUGCAACAAAACAUAAUUUAUUAGAUUUCAGAGAAUUAUUACUGAGGGAAACUGAAUUUAGAAAAUACAGAGAGGGGUGCCUGGGUGACUCAGUUAAGCAUCCAACAUCGGCUCAGGUCAUGAUCUCAUGGCUCGUGGGUUCAAGCCCCACAUGGGGCUCUGUGCUGACAGCAUGGAACCUGCUUUGGAUCCUCUGUCUCCCUCUCUCUCUGCCCCUCCCCUGCUUGUACUAUUUCUCUCUCAAAAAUAAAUAA
Messenger RNA from Neofelis nebulosa (Clouded leopard), 2208 nucleotides. RefSeq names its product zinc finger protein 157-like. Gene Ontology annotation, molecular function: DNA-binding transcription factor activity, RNA polymerase II-specific; RNA polymerase II cis-regulatory region sequence-specific DNA binding. NCBI's taxonomy places the organism in Eukaryota, Metazoa, Chordata, Mammalia, Carnivora, Felidae. The record is from RefSeq and is a predicted model, not a curated record. Gene Ontology annotation, biological process: regulation of transcription by RNA polymerase II.